Arvicanthis niloticus (Nile rat) is the source of this 3483-nucleotide messenger RNA. RefSeq names its product integrin subunit alpha D (gene Itgad). The record is from RefSeq and is a predicted model, not a curated record. Gene Ontology annotation, molecular function: integrin binding. NCBI's taxonomy places the organism in Eukaryota, Metazoa, Chordata, Mammalia, Rodentia, Muridae. Gene Ontology annotation, biological process: cell-cell adhesion; cell-matrix adhesion; cell adhesion mediated by integrin. Gene Ontology annotation, cellular component: external side of plasma membrane; integrin complex.
AUGGCCUGUGGACUUGUGAUCCUCCUGUGUGGCUGGGUUCUAGUUUCCUGUCAUGGGUCUAACUUGGAUGUGGAGAACCCCAUCGUGUUCAGAGAGGAUGCAGCCAGCUUCGGACAGACUGUGGUACAGUUUGGUGGAUCUCGACUUGUGGUGGGAGCCCCUCUGGAGGUGGUGGCAGUCAACCAAACAGGACAGCUGUAUGACUGUGCACCUGCCACUGGCAUGUGCCAACCCAUCUUACUGCACAUUCCCCUAGAGGCAGUGAACAUGUCCCUGGGCCUGUCUCUGGUGGCUGCCACCAAUAACUCCCAGUUGCUGGCUUGUGGUCCAACUGCACAGAGAGCUUGUGCAAAGAACAUGUAUGCAAAAGGUUCCUGCCUCCUUCUAGGCUCCAGCCUGCAGUUCCUUCAGGAAGUCCCUGCUACCAUGCCAGAGUGUUCGGGACAAGAGAUGGACAUUGCUUUCCUGAUUGAUGGAUCUGGCAGCAUUGAUCAAAGUGACUUUACCCAGAUGAAGGACUUUGUCAAAGCCUUGAUGGGCCAGUUUGCAAGCACCAGCACCUUGUUCUCCCUGAUGCAGUACUCAAACAUCCUAAAGACCCAUUUUACCUUCACGGAAUUCAAGAGCAGCCUGAGCCCUCAGAGCCUGGUGGAUGCCAUCGUCCAGAUGCAAGGCCUGACGUUCACAGCCACAGGCAUCCAGAGAGUGGUGAAAGAGCUAUUUCAUAGUGCGAAUGGGGCCCGCAAAAGUGCUAAGAAGAUCCUAAUUGUCAUCACAGAUGGGCAGAAAUACAGAGACCCCCUGGAGUACAGAGACGUCAUCCCCGAGGCAGAGAAAGCUGGCAUCAUUCGCUAUGCUAUUGGGGUGGGAGAUGCCUUCCGGGAACCCACUGCCCUGCAGGAGUUGAACACCAUUGGCUCAGCUCCCCCCCAGGACCAUGUGUUCAAAGUGGGCAACUUUGUAGCACUUCGCAGCAUCCAGAGGCAACUUCAGGAGAAAAUCUUUGCCAUUGAGGGAACCCAGUCAAGGUCAAGUAGUUCCUUUCAGCACGAGAUGUCACAAGAAGGUUUCAGUUCAGCUCUCACAAAAGAUGGACCAGUUCUGGGGGCUGUGGGAAGCUUCAGCUGGUCUGGAGGUGCCUUCUUAUACCCACCAAAUAUGAGACCCACCUUCAUCAACAUGUCUCAGGAGAAUGUGGACAUGAGAGAUGCUUACCUGGGUUACUCCAUCGCACUGGCCUUUUGGAAGGGGGUCCACAGCCUGAUCCUGGGGGCCCCUCGCCACCAGCACACGGGGAAGGUUGUCAUCUUUACUGAGGAAUACAGGCAUUGGAAGCCCAAGUCUGAAGUCAGAGGGACACAGAUCGGCUCCUACUUUGGGGCAUCUCUCUGUUCUGUGGACAUGGAUGGCGAUGGCAGCACUGACCUGGUCCUGAUCGGAGCCCCUCAUUACUAUGAGCAGACUCGAGGGGGGCAGGUAGCAGUGUGCCCCAUGCCUGGUGUGAGGAGCAGGUGGCAGUGUGAGGCCACCCUCCAUGGGGAGCAGGGCCAUCCUUGGGGCCGCUUUGGGGCGUCUCUGACAGUGCUAGGGGAUGUGAAUGGGGACAGUCUGGCGGAUGUGGCUGUUGGUGCACCUGGAGAGGAGGAGAACAGAGGUGCUGUCUACAUAUUUCAUGGGGCCUCCCGACUGGACAUCACUCCCUCACCCAGCCAGCGGGUCACUGGCUCCCAGCUCUCCCUGAGGCUCCAAUAUUUUGGGCAGUCAUUAAGUGGGGGUCAGGACCUCACACAGGAUGGCCUGGUGGACCUGGCUGUGGGAGCCCAGGGGCACGUGCUGCUGCUCAGGAGUCUGCCUUUGCUAAACGUGGCGAUCUCUAUAAGAUUUGCCCCCACUGUGGUGGCAAAGGCUGUGUACCAGUGCUGGGAAAGGACUCCCACUGUCCUCGAAGCUGGAGAGGCCAUUGUCUGUCUCACUGUCCACAAAGGUUCAACUGACCUGUUAGGUGACAUCCACAGCUCUGUCAGAUAUGAUCUGGCGUUGGACCCCGGCCGUCUGAUAUCUCGUGCCAUUUUUGAUGAGACUAAGAGCUUCACUUUGACUCGAAGGAAGACUCUGGGCCUUGGUGAUCACUGCGAAACAAUGAAGCUGCUUUUGCCAGACUGUGUGGAGGAUGCUGUGAACCCUAUCAUCCUGCGUCUCAACUUUUCCCUGGUAGGAGACUCUGCUUCAUCCACGAACCUUCGUCCUGUGUUGGCUGUGGGCUCACAAGACCACAUAACAGCUUCCCUCCCAUUUGAGAAGAACUGUAAGCAGGAACUCCUGUGUGAGGGGGACCUGGGCGUCAGCUUUAACUUCUCAGGCCUGCAGGUCUUGGUGGUGGGAAGCUCCCCAGAGCUUACUGUGACAGUAACGGUGUGGAAUGAGGGUGAGGACAGCUAUGGGACUUUAAUCAAGUUCCACUACCCAGCAGGGCUAUCUUACCGACGGGUGACGGGAGCACAGCAACCUCAUCAGUACCCACUACGCUUGGCAUGUGAGGCUGAGCCCAUGGGCCAGGAGAGCCUGAGGAGCGGCAGCUGUAGCAUCAAUCACCCCAUCUUCCGAGAAGGUGCAAAGGCCACCUUCAAGAUCACUUUUGAUGUCUCCUACAAGGCCUUCCUGGGGGACAGGCUGCUUCUGAGGGUCAGCGCAAGCAGUGAGAAUAAUAAGCCUGAAACCAACAAGACUACCUUCCAGCUGGAGCUCCCAGUGAGGUACACGGUCUAUACUGUGAUCAGUAGGCAGGAAGAUUCCACCAAGCAUUUCAACUUCUCAUCUUCCCACGGAGAGAGGAGAGAGGCCGAACAUCGCUAUCGUGUCAAUAACCUGAGUCCACUGAAGCUGGCUGUCACUGUUAACUUCUGGGUCCCCAUCCUUCUGAACGGUGUGGCCGUGUGGGAUGUGGCUCUGAGGAGCCCAGCACAGGGUGUCUCCUGUGUGUCACAUAGGGAACCUCCUCAGCAUCCCGACUUUCUGACCCAGAUUCAAAGACGUUCUGUGCUGGACUGCUCCAUUGCUGACUGCCUGCACCUCCGCUGUGACAUACCCUCCUUGGGCAUCCAGGAAGAGCUUGAGUUCAUUCUGAAGGGCAACCUCAGCUUCGGCUGGAUCAGUCAGACAUUGCAGAAAAAGGUGUUGCUCCUGAGUGAAGCUGAAAUCACAUUCAACACAUCUGUGUACUCCCAGCUGCCAGGGCAGGAGGCAUUCCUGAGAGCCCAGGUGGAGACGAUGUUAGAAGAAUCUGUGGUCUAUGAGCCUGUCUUCCUGGUGGCGGGCAGCUCCGUGGGAGGUCUGCUGUUACUGGCUCUUAUCACAGCCGCACUGUACAAGGUUGGCUUCUUCAAACAUCAGUACAAAGACAUGCUGAAUGGCGAGCCGGCGGAUCCUGACACAGCCAGCCAGGCAGAUUUCAACUAUGAGACUCCUCUACACCUUACAUCCUAG